This is a messenger RNA of Scomber japonicus (chub mackerel), 2388 nucleotides long. RefSeq lists its product as uncharacterized. The record is from RefSeq and is a predicted model, not a curated record. Gene Ontology annotation, cellular component: external side of plasma membrane. Gene Ontology annotation, biological process: immune response. NCBI's taxonomy places the organism in Eukaryota, Metazoa, Chordata, Actinopteri, Scombriformes, Scombridae. Bases 76 to 2388 code for a protein of 770 amino acids. The transcript has 14 exons.
GAAGUAGGAAGCAGGUUGUUACAAAGCGACAAAGCAUCGUUCAACACUCGGAUAAAACUUCACGGAGUCCGCUUCAUGGUGAAGAUGUAUCUCAUCACAGUGUUAGUCCUUUUGGGGACGGGACUGACAGUAAACACCGACCCUGCUCAGCCAGUCAUGACUGUCGGAGACCCUGCUCAGCCAGUCAACAAUGGCCAAGAGAUUCACUCCCUCAAGUACAUCUACACCGCCUUCUCCAAACCUGUCGGACUUCCGGGCAUCCAUGAGUUCACAGCUAUGGGUCAGAUGGACGGCAGGCUGAUUGACUACUAUGACAGUGAUAUCCAGAAAAAAGUUCCCAUGCAGAAGUGGAUGAAAGAGCGACUUCCUGCAGACUACUGGGAGAAAGGCACACAGUCCCGCCAAAGCAAGCAGCAGUGGUUCAAAGUCAACAUCGACAUCCUGAAGAAACGAAUGAAUCAGACUGACGAUGAUCUCCAUAUCCUUCAGUGGAUGCACGGCUGUCAGGGUAAAACAGAGCCUGAUGGCAUAUUAAAGUUUGUCCGUGGUGUGGAUAUGUACCACUAUGACGGACGAGACUUCCUGUCCUUUGAUGAUGCCCACUCAGUGUGGGUUGCUGCCGCUGAUGAAGCAGUCCCAACCAAGAGAAAGUGGGAUCAUGUCCAGGUCCUAAAAGAAUACACCAAAGGCUACCUGGAGAACGAGUGUAUCGACUGGUUGAACAAGUUCAGGGCAUACGGGGAAAAACAGCUGAAAGCUGCCUCUCCACCAGAUGUGCACGUGUUUGCUAAGAAAACCAGACUUGAGUCAAACCUCAUGUUGACCUGCCUGGCCACAGGUUUCCUCCCAAAAGACAUCAUCCUCAACAUCAAAAGGAACGGCCACAUUGUGACUAAAGAGGACGGGUUGAUCUCCUCAGGCGUUCGUCCAAAUGGAGACGACACCUACCAGAGAAGAGACAGUGUGGAGAUUUUAAAGAGUGACAUUUCUUCAUUCACAUGUGAAGUCAUUCACAGAGCAUCUAAUAUGUCUGUUGAGAAGGCUUGGGAUGCAUCUUCAGGCUCAGCAGCCACUCUGUCCCCCCAUAAUGAUGAUCCAACCAUACUGCCAGCUGAAGAAAGAGAGAAACACUCCCUCAUGUACAUCUACACCGCCCUCUCCAAACCUGUCGGACUUCCGGGCAUCCAUGAGUUCACAGCUAUGGGUCUGCUUGACGGGAGGAUGAUUGACUACUAUGACAGUGAUGUCCAGAAAAAAGUUCCCAAGCAGAACUGGAUGGAAGAGAGUCUUCCUGCAGACUACUGGGAGAAAGGCACACAGUCCCGCCAAAGCAAGCAGCAGUGGUUCAAAGUCAACAUCGACAUCCUGAAGAAACGAAUGAAUCAGAAUGACGAUGAUCUCCAUGUUCUUCAGUGGAUGGUCGGCUGUGAGGGUGAAACAGAGCCUGAUGGCACAUUAAAGUUUGUCCAUGGUGUUUACAUGUACAGCUAUGACGGACAAGACUUCCUGGCCUUUGACGUUGCCUUCUCAGUGUGGGUUGCUGCCACUAAUGAAGCAGUCCCAACCAAGAAAAAGUGGGAUGAUGUCCAGGUCCUAAAAGAAUACACCAAAGGCUACCUGGAAUAUGAGUGUACAGAUUGGUUGAGCAAGUUCAUGACAUACGGGGAAAAACAGCUCAAAAAAGCCCCUCCACCAGAUGUGCACGUGUUUGCUAAGAAAAUCAGAAUUGAGACAAACCUCAUGUUGAGUUGCCUGGCCACAGGUUUCUAUGCAAAAGACAUCAUCCUUAACAUCAGAAGGAACGGCCGCAUUGUGACUAGAGAGGACGGGUUGAUCUCCUCAGGCGUUCGUCCAAAUGGAGACGACACCUUCCAGAGAAGAGACCGUGUGGAGAUUUUAAAGAGUGACAUUUCUUCAUUCACAUGUGAAGUCAUUCACAAAGCAUCUGGUGUAUCUGUUGAGAAGGUUUGGGAUCACACAGUCGCUGGAGAAAACAAUCUCAUUAUUAUAGCGAUUGUGUUCCAGUUGGUCCUUGUCAUAGUCGUGGCUGCACAACUGCUGCUGCUGUAUAAAAGAAAGAUAAUCGGAGGACCAAAACCUGACAAAGAAGCAAAACUCCAGCCUCAGUCUGGCUUUAACGCUCUGCCUCCACGAGGUCAUGACAUCACACAGAGCUUCUGCCUCCAGAGCUCCAGCCUUCUCUGCUGCAGCCGGCCAAAACGCACCCCCAGCACAGAGCUCACGACCUGGGCAUCAGUGAUCGCCGGACCCGCUGUGUCCACUAGAUGCUUUAAAAAGAACUGCCCAGGCAUGGCACUGCUGCAAACAUCCAGUCUGCCACCACAAAUUAAAGGCUCCAACAGCCAGUGCAGAGAGUCAGACUCCUGA